AUGCUGUCGUCCAGACUAACGCGAAGCGGCAACCACUGGAAUGCGCCGACGGAUUCGGAUAUUGGCCCAGACACGCCCUCCUGCCUUCAUCUCGCCUCAACCACUUACUUCCUUACUUUAUCUCUCACGUCUGCGCAAGGGCAAUCUCUUUACUCUAACCCUUGGCCGUGGGAAUUAAUCAGUCGCACUAAUGAUCUGAACGAUCCGCGCCUUUCCCUUCGUCGUCCAGCAUCGCAGCGCUGGUCUCUGCCCGCCAUGCAGUUCGCAUUGCCGCCGCGGCGAAGUCCUGCGCCUCCGUACGCUCAUACCUCGCGCUUCCCACGAUACCGCAGAAAGCAACUCAAAACAGCUGCUGUGUUUGCCUUCGCAGUAUUCACAAUCCUCUACCUGCUGUCGCAUCUUUUUGCCUCGAGCUCUCCGUCUGUGCUUGCGCCGGCCGAUACGUCAAGCGUGGUGAUCGUCACGGUGAUCGACCGCGAACAGCUGAGCGAGAGCUACAUUGAAAAAAUCGUGGAAAACAGAGAGGACUAUGCCAAACGACAUGGCUACGCUACCUUCUUCACCAGCACAUCCGACUACGCCGACGCAAUAAACGACGCCCCCCAGACCUGGGCCGUCGCGCCGGCCCUCCGCCACGCAAUGGCGACAUAUCCGCACUCGACAUACUUCUUCCACCUCAGCCCGCACGCCCUCAUCAUGAACCCUUCCAAAUCCCUCAAGUCCCAUCUGCUGGACAAGACCCGCCUCGAGUCGCUGAUGCUCAAGGAUCUCCCCGUGGUGCCGCCAGAUAGCAUCAUCAAGACGUUCUCGCAUCUCAAAGCAAAUGACGUGGAUCUCAUUAUGACUCAGGAUAGCGAGGAUAUCAGCCCCGGCAGCUUUGUGCUCCGCCAGGGCGACUUCGCGCGCUUCUUUCUGGAUCUCUGGUUUGAUCCGCUGUAUCGGAGUUAUAUGUUUGCGAAGGCGGAGACGCAUGGUUUGGAUCAUAUUGCCCAGUGGCAUCCCACCAUUCUCGCACGCCUCGCAAUGGUCCCUCAGCGCAUCCUGAAUUCAUAUAGCAAAGACUCGCCGUCCGCUGGGGCGGAUGGCACAUAUCAAGACGGCGACUUUGUGAUUCGGUUCCAUCUAUGUGAGAACAUGCAGGGCCGCGACUGCGAGGAUGAGAUCGAGCCUUAUUAUAACCUGUGGCAGAAGAAGGCGAAGAGCGAAUAG
Penicillium lagena is the source of this 1209-nucleotide messenger RNA. RefSeq names its product putative alpha-1,6-mannosyltransferase subunit. The coding region runs from base 1 to 1209 and encodes 402 amino acids. The transcript is spliced from 3 exons. Gene Ontology annotation, molecular function: alpha-1,6-mannosyltransferase activity. The record is from RefSeq and is a predicted model, not a curated record. Gene Ontology annotation, biological process: protein N-linked glycosylation. Gene Ontology annotation, cellular component: Golgi membrane; mannan polymerase complex. Lineage: Eukaryota; Fungi; Ascomycota; Eurotiomycetes; Eurotiales; Aspergillaceae.